Messenger RNA from Formica exsecta, 9129 nucleotides. RefSeq lists its product as uncharacterized. Bases 631 to 7422 code for a protein of 2263 amino acids. Lineage: Eukaryota; Metazoa; Arthropoda; Insecta; Hymenoptera; Formicidae. The record is from RefSeq and is a predicted model, not a curated record. The transcript is spliced from 16 exons.
GUGGAUCGUCGUUGGCGGCAAUUCGGUUGCGGGCAAGCGUCGAUGCGCAUGCGCCGCGCGCUCUCAUUGGCCAUUGCGGUGGCGCUGUAAUAUGACGAAGCUGCGUGGCAUGACGGGACGGCGGAUCGGCGAUUUUGCAACAUGGCGGCGAAGUGAGGGCGAAGUCGUGGGUGCUGUGCCAUCGGAAAAUGUAUUUUUCCUAGUCGCCCGUAACGGUUCCGUCGUUACUUCGCAAUCACAGGCGCGACAGUGAAACAUACGUGUUCGGGUGGUGUCGUUCGGGCCGAUAUCGGACAGUAGUGCGUGUAAAUAUGAACGGGAUGGCCGGCAGUGUGACGACGAAGGUGACACCCCGCGGCACCGUGCGCUGCUCGAGCUGUUGGAGCACGUAUGGCAGGGACUAGGGCUCGCGAUAAGAGAGUCCCGCUUUUGUCCUAGCGAGCCGCGGCAGCCGCCGGGACAGCAGCACCAAAUAUCGACGCGAUGUUGUGGCCAGCCCUGCCGAACUGUGAAAACAUAUACAUAAGAAAUAGAAGCUCUAUCGGUCACUGUGAUUUCUGAUCGUACAUGCGUGCCAAAUACAAAGAUAUAAGAGGGCGUUAAGAAGAGAUCCAAUGGUUUCCUGACAUAAUGGAGGGCAAAUUAUAUGUGAAGAAUGAGCCGGGACUUGAGGGGCAAUCGCUCGCAAAUCCGCAGCCCAAUCCGCCCGUCGAGGACGGUGGGGGAGCGAGAAUCUGCUUUGUCUGUGGUGCUGUGGGCCACAGCGAGCAGCACUGGUUACGAGUAAAACCAAGCCCGGGCGGUGCACCCAACGAGCCCUAUUUUCCGUUUCUUGAAUCACACGAGCCGCCGAGUGGCUAUCGCGGCGAGGGUGCCAGAAGCGGUGCUGUCAAAGCAUGCAAUCUCUGUUACAUUCUGUUGUUGCAACAAUGGGAAAGUUACGAGCGAGAGGCUAGGCCGCACAGUCAGCGAAUUUAUUGGUUAAAGAGAUGCGACGGCGGCUCGUUCACAGGUGCGGAGAUGGCACUUCAGGGCGAAUACGCCGCCCAGGUUUUGGGCUUGACAAACGAUCAGGCGCCGCAGCUCAGACAAGAGAACCGACCGGUUGGUAUCUCACCGCGAUUACCGCCAAAUUCACCUUCGCCGAGAGUCGAGCAAACGAGACCACCGUCGAAUUCAAUCGAGUUACCGAGGCCGCAUUCUAAUACAGCGGAAACGCACAGGCACUUGGAACAAACGAGGCUCACAAUGGAAUCUCCUCAUCACAGAUUGCAGUCACCUCACCAAAGGUUGCAAAGCCCACGACAAUCUGUCGAGGAUGUUAGAAUAUCCAACGAGGCGGCGUUGGAUCUGAGACAUGCACCUAGAAGCUCACCUGCACCACAACCCACCUUACCACCACAACCUUCAGCUAUCUAUAGCGGCGGAUCGUCGUCCAGCGUCGGCACAGACAUUCUAGAUUUAUCGAUGCCGGAUAAGAACUCUGUCACUGAAGUCUGUUAUGUGUGCGGGGACGAAUUCAAGAGAGGAUCUCUCAGUCACAUCGCUGCGAAGCCACUGCCAAACCCGCCGCACCCUUCUUCCAGUCCUCCGCCAUUCUUUCCAUCACUGAUGCUUCAUCCCAGGCCGAGCAGAAGUCGACCUAUGGACAGUGCCGGUCGAGUGCAGGCUUGCUCAGCGUGCCAGAAUCAUCUUUUAUUACAAUGGAAAGCUUACACGCGGCAGGGAGUACCGCAUGGUGAUAGAAAUUAUACGCUUCGCAAGCGGCAAGCACCUACAAUGGAUACAACCACGUUUAUUUGCUACACUUGCGCUCUCGAGUACCCUUCAUCCAGUAUUAGACUACUAUAUUGCUGUCCUAAUCCCGAGAAGGAGGCGUACUUUCCUUAUAUUUAUUCUCUGAGACCUCCUCUAGGAGCUAGUCCUAUUAGUCCUCAGGGAAUGGUGCAGGUUUGCUCCAUUUGUUAUAGAGCUAUUCCGCAUAAGCAGCAAAUGCAUGUCGGAGAAAACCACGAGGCACAGCCAACCGGGCAGAAUGUGGAUUUUCGGCAACAAGGUACUUCACCACGGCCCGCUGUUGCGAAAUCUCCAGCUAAUUCUGCUGGCAGCGAUAUUCGCUUUAAGCCAUACGACUUGAACAAAUCGGCGGUUGCUGCAAAUAAGCAACGAAGCAGUACCACCGUAAAAGCUCCCAUGGCUGGGCAACGAAAUUCACCCAGUAACGGUCCCGCGGAAAACGGUACCGUCGCGCUUGGCCAAAAUUAUAGGUGCUAUAUUUGUGAGAGAUUAUAUCCUCGUACUCAUAUGGAGUGGUUAUCUACAAGCCCAGAAGGAAUGAAUUCACAUGCUAUGCAUUUUCCUUGCUUGAGAGGAAUGGCACGUACGUCUGAAAACGCCUGCAUGGAUAGCCAUGGCAGGGUAUUAGCAUGUAGUCACUGUGUGAAUCAUCUUGCACAACAAUGGGAAAGUAUGGAUGCUGAACGGGUUCCUUUAGAACGCCGCAGGUACGAUAUUCCUAGUCCACAUCCAAAUGGUGAUGUGAAUCGGUCAAUCGCUACACCACCGAGUUCUAGUUCGGAUCGAACAUUUGGAAGCAAUCCAGGCACAUCGAGUAGCUCGAUAUAUUGCUUCCUGUGUGGUUUACACAGCGACUUGACUCUUGCUAGAGUCCUGUAUGGUCGUCCUCAGGGUCGAAAUGCGCCAUUCUUCCCAGAACUCUUACGUCAUCAGUCACCGCCGAAUGCCGAACAGCUACGCGAGGACGGCUCCGCUCUGGUCUGCACGUUUUGUUAUCAUUCACUGCUGGCGCAGUGGCGUCGAUACGAAUCUCUUUCCAGUGGUCAGCAAGUGAAUGCCGCCGAGCGCCAAUAUAACACCCAUGAUUAUUGCUGUUACGUCUGCGGCAUUACGACGUACAGAAAACGGGUACGGGCGUUGCCAGUGAAAGAUUUUCCGUUUCUAAGGUAUCACAGGCAGCCGGAAAAAAGUCUGUUGCUGGAAAACGGCGAUUUCGCGGUUGUCUGCUUGGAUUGUUAUGAGACCUUGCGCACACAGAGCCUCGAGUACGAGAGAUGGGGCCUUCCAGUUGAAAAGCGAGAAUACAAUUGGAUUGUGCAACCUCCACCGCCUGAGGAUAGUCCUGAUGCGGCCAUAGCUAGGUUACCGUCCGGCGAAAGAUCCGAGAAAGUGGUUCCACCGACAUUAACUGUAAGGCCGGCGCGAAAGAACUGCUCACCAAAGGCACCAGACAAAAAGGCACCCGCAAAAAUUCCGGAGAAGGAACAAGGUUUACAGCCUGCCAGCACCAAAGCUCAGCCAACCUCGAUUGGCAAGUCCCACCGACCUAGUUCCGGUGUACUACCUCAGGGUCACACCCCGGGACCUGGACCGGGCGGGCAGCAGAAUAGCAGGAGCUUCGCUGCCGCCUUGAGGAACCUGGCUAAGCAGGCGGGCCCAGCACCUCAAGAAGAGGAACCCCGUGCCAGUCCGAAGAACCGGGCGCCACCGCCUUUGGUCAGAGGUCCUUCUCCUGCUAAGGAGCGAUCGACGCACGAACGAAGGCCCGAGGAGAUUCCUUCCUUGUACACAACAACUGCCAGACCCGUUGAAACUAGCAAGCACAGUGCAACUGCCGCGGCUUCCGAAUUACUGGCUCGUUCCGGUUUUCAGCCGUACCGGCCUGAGCAUCAUCCGGCCCAUCCACCGGCAUUUGCCUUGGAUCCCGCGACCUAUAGCGCCUAUCAUCCCAGUCUUUAUACACCACCACAUCUACAGCACGCUUAUAGAUUCGAGGAACAAUUAUAUCUGGAACGGUGCGGAAUAAUGAGACCGCCGUUGUUUCCUGGAUUGCCGUCGUAUCCUCUAUACGGAUUAAGAUACAGUCCAGACAUGCUUCCUCCGCCUCCCGCUUCACUAAGUCUUAUGCCUCCCGUGAUGCAUGAACGACUGAAACUGGAGGAGGAGCAUAGGCUGCGGCAAGCACGGGAGCAGGCUGCGUUGCGAGAGGAGGAGGAAAGGAGAAGAGUAGCGAGAAGUUCUGCUCCCGCUGCCCCGGUACCCGCGCCUGCACCUGCAUCCGCUGAUACUGCAGCUAGGAAGCCGACCAUAACGGCUCAGAUGCAUAGCGAGCGGGACCGAGAACGCGACAGUAGAGAACGACAGAGCGGUAGUGGUGGUGGAGGUGUUGGUAACAAUAGCAGCGGCGGGAGCAACGCUAACAGCAGCACUGGUAACUGCAGCGGCAACAACACUAGUAGCACUAACAACGCCAAUAGCAAUGGGUCAGCCGUCACCAUUAGUAGCAAUCAUCACCAAUCUCGAAAAGAGGAACAACAAUCCGCUGCUACGCCAGUUGCACCGCCACCGCCAGCGCCUUCCGAUCCAACGGCAGCGGCAGCAUCAGCAGCCACUAUCUACCAUCCUCGCUUACCACCCUUUCCCAGUCCAGCUGCGCCCAUUGGACCCUCCUUGAGUUCCACUUCCAUAUGCUCCGUCAGCUCUGCGUCUAUUCCGCCCCCUUUGGGUUCCACUUUACCCACUCUGAACCUCGGACCGCCGCCACCCCCAACAGCUAUAAGCUCGGCGCCGAUCGGUCCACCGCCGAUGCCCUCCAUCCCAUCUUUGACGCCGGGUGUAAUAGGACCACCGCCGCUUUCCCUAGGCAUAUCUCUUACGCCUAUUAUCUCUAUUCCCUCUCUCCACUUACCCCCAGUGCCGUCAAGUACCAUUCAUUCUAGUCAACACGCAGCCACGAUUAUGAGCAGCGCGACUACUACAGUCACAAGUUCCAUCUAUCACCAGCAACAACAACAACAUCAACAACAACCUCCAUCGCAACAACAUCAACAGCGCGCGAAUAGUACAAGUAGUACGACGAUUACGAGCUCUUUGUCUAAUGCGAUGACGACACACGUCGCCCCGAUGCCGCCAAGUUCUUCGUCGACGUUAAACUCGAUAAAUCACAUAGCUCGCAAAUCCCCACCGCUAUCCCAUGGCGUUCAUGGCGCGCCGAGAAGCAAGGAACCAUUAUCAACAAUCACAACAACGGCGGGGACGUUGCCUACGACGAUGCCUACGACGGCAAUCAUAACUACUACGACAAUGAAUAUCGCAACAACCUCGCAGCCGGCUUUUGUCAGACCCUUCGAGGAUUCGUUUCGCUCCUCCUCGACGAAAACACAGCAAAGGCAACCCAUAAUGAAUAGUCACAGUAUAGUCAAUCAGAUCGGUCAUCACGAGCCGCCGUCCUUGAAGUCUUCAUCGAUGACGUCGAUUACUUCUCAAGUUGUUGGUAAUCAAGUGAUACAGGAGAAUAAUUCCUCAACCAUGGAUAGUAAGUCUAUAAACAACCAGCCAGUGUUCUCCCAACCGAUCCCGUAUCCACCACCACAACAGUACCAUCAUCCGCAUAUAUCCGUCUCGCACAUGUCAAGUCUCUACAAACCGCCGCACUUCUCGUCAUCAUCGUCAACAUCUUCGUCGCCACAUCAACAGCAUCACUCUCAGUCCAAGCUUAAUGUACCAAUGGCAAAUACCAGCAACAACAAUCACGGCAACGGUGGCACGAAUAUCGUGACUAAUUCGAAUGGCACAAAACAGCAGAACGCGCAUCUCAAUGUCAGCGAGUCUCAUCAGACGAUGACGGCAAUUCAACGAAACGACAGUAUUACUAACAACUGCGUUUCCAAUGAAAAAGCAAUGAGCAAUAGCACUUUCAGCGUUAAUAAUAAAAUUACUAACAGUAGUAAAAUUGUGAAUCAUGCAAGCGCGCAUCAUAAAAAUAAUUUGGAUGUUGCAGCAAAGGACAAUAAACUGAAUACAGAUGAGAAAAGUGCGAGCGAAAGCCCGAUCAGGCAGCCGCAGUUGUUGAAUCAGAAUCACGUUGCGACAAAUUCGCUCCAGGAGAAAACCUCAAUCUCGCAUCUGUCUUUUGAGCAGCAAGAAAAGGGCUUGCCACCCUUUCAGCCGGUGAAUUACACCGUCGGCGAAAAGGAGUGCAAAAAUGAAAUUGAUUGUAGUAAGACGCAAUGCGAUCAAAACAAUGUCUUGUCCACAUUACCGUUUCAAUCGAGCUUUAAGUUCAGCAUAAAUGACAUUGCGCAGAAGCCUAUGGAUACGACGCAGCUGAUGCAGAGUAUCAAGUCUGAGGAGGUGUUGCGCACUUGUCAGAACGUUUCCAAUGUGCUCUUGCAAAUACCGAAAUAUCAGGAAAAGCUCCUGAAUUUUUCGACAAGCAACAACGAAUUGAAGACGACUGCGUUUUGCUUUACCGACAAGUGCAAUAAUUUAACUGAGAUUUCCGUGAAGUGCGAACCAGCGGUGCUAAAUGUACCUGACCUCAGUAAGGCUUUAGUGGUCAAGCAGGAUGUAAUCACCAGCAGCGAAAAGUCUUUCCUGGUGCCUGAAAUGCAGAAAGAGCUGACGUCAUCUCUUGAUCUAGCUGAAAAGAGACGUAAACGGAAGAGGGAAAAGAACACGAGCGUAACGUGUAGCUCCGACUCGGAGGGCGAGGAGGAAACCAAAGACGUGGAUCUUUGGAUCACGAAAGGUCCGCCGGCUAAACUACAAUAUUCGGAAGACAAAUUGACCUUUCUAGCCAUGUUUGGAUUGACUACGCUGACUAUUAGGAACGAGAUAGAAUUGUGUAAGGUUGAGAAAAGGUACAGACUGAAUCCCGAUCCACCAGAACUACCUCUGGAAGUAGAGCCUGUAAUAGAGUCCGUCUUACCGAUUCCGCGUGAGCAUCCGGACGUUUUACUUCACACGUCAGAUUUCGAGCCGAAAGUAGGCUUUCUCAGGACUAUAGGCCUCGAUAUUAUGCCUCCAAAUAAAAGAGACGAGGCAGAAGUGACAUGGCAGUACGUUCUAGCAGAUCGCAAGAAACGGAAAAGCGCGAACUCCGUUACUGCCUACUGUGAAAGAAUCGCCAAAGUUUACUCUAAGAAUCCUCCAGCUUUACCAAAACCACCUCAAAAAAUGCGUCUUCUGGACAGGAUUAAAGUAAAACCGAUCUCGGAACGUCCACCACCGCUACCACCCUUAGUUCCGAAUGUAGUUCCAAUGUACUACCCUACUUUACCUAUGCCUGGUGAGAAUGGUGUGAAACAACACUGUAAAACUAUAGACAUCAGUGAGAAUACUGAUGAAAUAGGUGAAAGGAAAGAGAAACCGAGGUGGACUGGAAUCGAGGAUGUUAUGUUUGCUUAUAAGGAGUAUCUAAAAGAAAAGACACUUGAGAGAAAAAUUCUGACAAGUGAAACAUCGAAACUGAUAGCACAGUACAACAGUUUGCAUUCCGAAGCUGUUCAAUUAGAACGGAAAAUCUAUGAACUCCUGUCUGCCAGAACAGCUCUUGAUUCCGAGAGGCGAAUGCUCAGUGACAAAAUCGAAAGGAUCAAUGCACUUGUUAGGAAUCUUAGAUAGCGUUAUGUAACGCACAACACGGAAACUCAUUCAUCUGUGAUAUUAUCAGCGGGUUAAGGGCCGUUAGCGCAUAAUACCCACUACUAAACGUAACACGUAGAUAAGUAAUGGUUAAGGAAAAACUCUUGAGUGACCAAAUGUACAGCGAUAAUUAUUCAUAUUAUUUUGCGGAUUUUAUUAUAUAGUAUCCUUUUUAGUACCAUCGGCGAUUGAUUGUAUCGGGAAAACAGACAACUUUGGCUGGUUCACAGGAACCAAGGAUUACAUUCGGUUUAGAAUGUUAUUGUACUAAUUGAUAAAUAUUAUUUUUGCGCACGUCGCCAAACGUUGGCAAGCACGCCGAUCUUCGAUCAUAAAUAUGGAAUCAUAUCAAUCGUACGAGGAUAUGUAUAAAGUUAAUUGUACAAAUCAAAUUGUAUCCCAUCCGCGUAUGACAAGACAGUUUUUACGACUGCAAACAAAACGACAAAGGCUUUCUAGUUUCACACAACUAACGGCUCUUAUACUCCGAGCAUAAAUAAUUGUAAUUUGUGUGUAUCAUAAUAUUUUAAUGGAGAAAAAAUAGACAAAUGGUGUAUAACUUAUUUUAUUCAGCGUAAUGUGGACUUUUACGUCGAGUACUUGAAAAAAAAAACAAAAAAAAACAAUGAUAUAUCAUGCAAUUUGUAUGUCGAUCGAUUGAUAAAAUUAAAUAAUGAUUAGAAGAGAAGACAUUAUAUAGGAUUGAAGAAUAUGACGAAGGAUCGAAGAAUAACAUCGACUUUAUCGGACUGGCAGAAUGUCGAGAAAUCGCUCGCAUCCAACAUGAUUAUGUCUUUAUUUUUUACGUUUAAUAUAAUAGUGCGUAUGGUGGAACGAAUUUAAUCGAUAGAAAUCAGAUUGUAUAAUCGGAAGGUUGCGAGUAUCACGAAUCUCUGGACAUGAGAAGGGAAAAUUUCAAAAGGUAGAAUAUUUUAUGCAAGUUUUACGUUUUAAUUUAAAUCAAUAUCAACUACACCAGAACUCUAGUCUACAAACAUGUUUAGACUAUACGGGGAAAAUUGCGCAUUGAUACGCGUAAAAUCAGAGUAGUAAGCAAUCCUUCCUUUUGAAUAUCCAUACUAUUUAUCAUAAUGAGCACGAAGGCCAGCGAAAAUAUGGGAUGGAGCAUUAAUAACAUUAUGUAACGACACUGCGGUACUUAGAUAUAAUGUGACUUAAUUUUUAAAGAAAAAAACAAAAUUAUGAAACUUUGCGCGGAGCACAUUCCAGAAAAUGUUUAUUACCCGACAUCAACAUUCCAACAUCAGUCAUUUCACCAAAACAAUCGGAUCUUGAACUCGACACAAGUUGAGUGGCGAAUAAAAUUUGGAAAAAAGGAAACCGAUUGUAUUAUAUAUUGAUUUUUCUGUUUGGCGCGUCCAUGUCACGUAGCUGCGCUCUAUUUUUCACACCUCGCAGUGUAAUUUUCAAACUUAUCAUUCUCUGCUCUCUGAGUGCAUCAUUUUAUCGAUACACAUUGCACGUUGUAGGAAUAUCACUCGCUCGUAUGUUGCGCGCGAUGAAACUAUCAUUUAUAAUUUCGCCGUUUUGUUCAUUGAGUGCCUAAUUUUUCCUUACAUUUGUACAUACCAUUAUUUUUAUGUAUUAUGUAACAAAGGGAGACCGCGCCGGUCUCAGUCAACAAGCCAGAACAAGAGCCUAGGAGUAAAUUGUUGAAAACAUGAA